CACGCCACGGCCUCACCACCACCUGACCACGCACGGUCGCCGUCAGUACUCAUCAGCAUCAGCAGCUGCUGCCAACGGUCGAUGAUGCUAGCCGACCUCUCGGUGCGCCCGGCCGCGUCGGCGCCCUCCCCUCAAGGCGCGGCGCGGAGGGCAGCAACCGGCGAGGGAGAUGAGAAGCCGACGUCGUCGCCGGGAGCAGGCCGCGGGGCGUGGGCGGCGGCGCUGGACCAGCGGGCGGGGUGGGCGCGGGAGUGGGACCGCGCGUACCUGCUCGCCUGCGCGGCGGGGCUCGUGGUCGACCCGCUCUUUCUCUACGCCGUCUGCCUCAGCGCGCCGCUGAUGUGCGUCUUCCUCGACGGCUGGUUCGCCGCCGCGGUCACCGCGCUCCGGUGCGCGGCGGACGCCAUGCACGCCUGGAACCUGAUGCUGCGGCUCCGGGACGCGCGCGCGCCGCCGGCGCGGGGGGACGCGGACGAGGAGGCGGCGCGGCCGGGCCGCGACGACGCGCUCGGCGGCGGCGCCGUGCCGGAACGACGGGCGAGGUCCAGGAACAAGAAGGGGAUUAUCUUGGACGUGUUCGUCAUCCUACCGGUGAUGCAGGUGAUCGUCUGGGCGGCGGCGCCGGCAAUGAUACGCGCGGGCUCGACGACCGCCGUCAUGACCGUGCUGCUGGUGGCGUUCCUGUUCGAGUACCUGCCCAAGAUCUACCACUCCGUCUGCGUCCUGCGCCGGUCGCAGGACGCCUCCGGCUACGUCUUCGGCACCAUCUGGUGGGGGAUCGCGCUCAACCUCAUGGCCUACUUCGUCGCCGCUCAUGCGGUGGGCGCGUGCUGGUACCUGCUCGGCGCGCAGCGGGCCACCAAAUGCCUCCGGGAGCAGUGCGCCCAGGCCGGGAGCGGGUGCGCGCCCGGGGCGCUGGCGUGCGCGGAGCCGCUCUACUACGGCGCCGCGGCGGCAGCGCCCGGCGCGGGCAGGCUCGCCUGGGCCGGCAACGCCACCGCCAGGGGCACGUGCCUCGACAGUGGCGACAACUACCAGUACGGGGCCUACAAGUGGACGGUCAUGCUGGUGGCCAACCCCAGCAGGGUCGAGAGGAUCCUGCUCCCGAUCUUCUGGGGGUUAAUGACUCUCAGCACGUUCGGGAACCUGGAGAGCACGACGGAGUGGCUGGAGAUCGUGUUCAACAUCAUCACCAUCACCGGUGGGCUGAUCCUCGUGACCAUGCUCAUCGGCAACAUCAAGGUGUUUUUGAACGCGACGACGUCCAAGAAGCAGGCGAUGCACACGCGGCUGCGGAGCGUGGAGCUGUGGAUGAAGCGGAAGAACCUGCCCAGGAGCUUCCGGCAGCGGGUGCGGCAGUACGAGCGGCAGCGGUGGGCGGCCACGCGCGGCGUCGACGAGUGCCGCAUCGUCCGCGACCUCCCCGAGGGGCUCCGCCGGGACAUCAAGUACCACCUCUGCCUCGACCUCGUGCGCCAGGUGCCGCUGUUCCAGCACAUGGACGACCUGGUGCUCGAGAACAUCUGCGACAGGGUCAAGUCCCUCAUAUUCCCCAAAGGAGAAGUCAUCGUCAGAGAAGGGGACCCGGUGAGGCGGAUGCUGUUCAUCGUGCGCGGGCACCUGCAGAGCAGCCAGGCGCUCCGCACCGGCGCCACGAGCCGGUGCACGCUGGGGCCGGGCAACUUCAGCGGCGACGAGCUGCUGUCGUGGUGCCUGCGCCGGCCGUUCCUGGAGCGGCUGCCGGCGUCGUCGUCCACGCUGGCCACGCUGGAGAGCACCGAGGCGUUCGGGCUGGACGCCGCGGACGUCAGGUACGUGACGCGCCACUUCCGCUACACCUUCACCAACGACAGGGUGCGGCGCAGCGCGCGCUACUACUCGCCCGGGUGGCGGACGUGGGCGGCCGUGGCCGUGCAGCUCGCGUGGCGGAGGUACAAGCACCGAAAGACGCUCGCGUCGCUGUCCUUCAUCCGACCGCGGCGGCCGCUGUCGCGGUGCUCGUCGCUGGGGGAGGAGAAGCUCCGCCUCUACACCGCGCUGCUCACCUCGCCCAAGCCCAACCAGGACGACCUGCUGUGAUUGCAGAGGCCACCGCGUGUGUGUGGAGUCUGAACAAACGCCAUGCUUAUACAGUUGUACGAGCUGCCGGGUCAGGUAGGACUGUAGGAGCAAAAUGCAACAGGCUACUGUUGUAAGUGAAUGUCAGGUUGAACUCGAGCAUUGGAGCAGGAGCUCCAGGUGUACGGCUUUACUGGUUUGAUAUGGCCCGUGCUGUGGUCAACCCUCAGCCCGAUUAAAGUCUCUUUUCUCC
This is a messenger RNA of Panicum hallii, 2311 nucleotides long. RefSeq names its product cyclic nucleotide-gated ion channel 4-like. The coding region runs from base 82 to 2079 and encodes 665 amino acids. Gene Ontology annotation, biological process: monoatomic ion transport; transmembrane transport. Gene Ontology annotation, cellular component: membrane. The record is from RefSeq and is a predicted model, not a curated record. NCBI's taxonomy places the organism in Eukaryota, Viridiplantae, Streptophyta, Magnoliopsida, Poales, Poaceae. Gene Ontology annotation, molecular function: monoatomic ion channel activity. The transcript is spliced from 7 exons.